This is a messenger RNA of Aplosporella prunicola CBS 121167, 8764 nucleotides long. RefSeq lists its product as uncharacterized. The coding region runs from base 420 to 8429 and encodes 2669 amino acids. The transcript is spliced from 4 exons. The record is from RefSeq and is a predicted model, not a curated record. Lineage: Eukaryota; Fungi; Ascomycota; Dothideomycetes; Botryosphaeriales; Aplosporellaceae.
GCCGGCCCGCAUAUCGCGAGCUCGCAUGCAUCCAGCGCGUUCGACGUGGCUCCAGUGGCCCGGGUUGCUGUUUGCUCCCGCCAUGCCUGACCGCAUUAUCUCUCUCGCGUCCUUGUCGACGUCCUCGCAAGCAUAUCUCAAUCAAUCCCAUACCUUGGCCGUCUACGCCUCCGAUGCGCGCGUGCGUCGUCCCGUCCGACUUUUCCUCCCUCGAUCCAAGAUAGAGUACGUGCAGCUAGGUAGGUAGGAAGGAAGGAAGAGCUUCCUGGCUCUCUCUCUCAGCCUCGCCUCACCUUCGCCGCCGCCGCCGCCGCCUUUUCCGCUCCGAUAUCGAUCAAUGUCAGAUUGAGCACUGCAAACGCAGCAACAGAGGCUUUAACCGCCCACCCUCUUCUCCCACGCCACAAACCAUCGUCACAAUGGCGUACCCCCACCACAAUUACCCUCACCACCCUCCCUACCCCGACCCGAGGCAGUACCCGCAGCAAUACAGCCCGCGUCCGGCAUACCUCUAUCCUCCGUCCCCCGGCGGCAACAUGGCGCUCGCGUCGUCGCCGCCGCCGCCGGCCCCGGUCCCGCCGCCCGCGCCCCAGCCCCCCGUUGCCAUGCGCCGCUACGCCAAUGUCUCCUACGCCUCGUGGCAGAACCCCUAUGCCCAGCGCCAGUACCCGAGCGUGCCGAGCUACUACAUGCCUCCGAUGUAUACGCCGCGGUACGGGUACGUCGCGACGGGGCAUGCGCCACUGUAUGUGGAUGAAGGGACGUCGUCUUCGGAAGAGGAGGAAGAUGAGGACGAGAACGCCAACACAAUCAACAGCACAGCAGCAGCACCUCCGCAAGCGCCCAUGCCCCCACAACUGGCUCCCGCGCCACCAGCCCCCGCCGCAAUAGAAGCUCCGCCGCCGCCGCCCUCCCCACCGCCGGUAGUGCCACCAGCAGAGAUCGAGGAACCGCCUCCACCGCCUCCGCCCCCUGCGGAUCCGGAGCCCCCACCCCCACCUGAACCCCCUGGUCCGCCUGUGGAGGAACCGCCGGUGCCGGAACCGGUACCAGAGCCUGAAGCUGCACCCGCAGCGGACCCGGAGCCUGUGCCAGAGCCUGUGCCAGAGCCUGUGCCAGAAUCCGCGCCAGAACCUGAGCCAGUAGCAGCAGAGCCCGUUCCGGAGCCCGUGGCAGAUCCCGUCCCAGAACCACUACCAGCAGAGCCCGCUCCGGAGCCAGAGCCAGCAGCCGAGCCCAUCGAGCCCACCGACGACGAGGAAGCACAAGACGGCGGCGUCGCCGUGGCCAUUGAGCCCGAAGCCGCUGCGGCACCGCCACCACCGGCACCCGAGCCCCCCGUCGUAGAAGCACCUCCACCACCAAGCACGCCGCCCCCGCCAGCAAGCGCAGCCUUCUCCAUCGCGCCACCUGUCCCUCCCUCGCCCUCCAGCGAAAAAAGCGUCCACUUCCCUAGCGACCUGAUCGACCCACCCCCCAAAGCCAGCAGCAGCAAGCUCUCCAAAUCGCACCACGGCAGCCACAAGGCCAGCAAGUCCAGCAGCAGCAGCAGCAGCAAAGCAGCGCCGAACAUGACAGCCAAGCGCGCGGCGCAGCAACAUCAGCAACAACCGAAGAAAGCGCUGCCCCCGAUGGCCAUACGGGAGAGCAAGCGCGAGCGGGAGCGCGAGGAACGUGCGAAGCGGGAAGAGGAGCGGAAGAAGAAAGAAGAGGAGAAGGAGAAGGAGAAGGAGCGGGAAAAGGAGAAGGCGAAGAAAGGGCGGGUGGGGGGCGUGCUUGGCGGGCUGGGGCUAGGGAUUGGCGGCUGGGAGAGGGAGCAUAAGAAGAAGAAGGAGGGGAAGAAGGGCGCAGUGAAGAAGGACAAGGGGAAGAAGGGCGCGGAUGCUGCUGCUGCUGCUGCUGCUGCUGCGGAUGAUGCGCCGGCUGAGCCUCCUGCUCCGCCUGUGGAAUCUGAACCUGAACCCGCUGCUCCAGCUGGUCCAGAACCACCGGCUGGUCCAGAACCACCGGCUGGUCCAGAACCACCGGCUGAGCCCGCUCCAGCCGAUCCGGAUCCGCCAAUUGACACUGCCCCGUCCGCUGAGGCCGACCCCGCUCCGCCAGCCGAGACAGACGCACCCGCUGAUUCCGCUCCGCCCGCUGAGUCAGAGCCCCCAGCAGACGCCCCAGCAGACCCCGAACCACCAGCAGCAGCAGCCACCGACCCUUCCGCUGACCCUCCCGCUGAUCCCACUCCGCCUGCAGCAGACCAAGAAGAACUCCCCACUCCCGCUCCACAGGCCGCUGACACAAACGCAGCACCAGCGGAACCAGACCCAGCAUCCGAGGCCGAGGCCGCUCCGCCCACAGACGCACCAGCCGACCCACCGGCAGACCCAGCGCCGCCAGCCGAAUCCGACGCCCCCACUGACCCGCCCACGGAAUCUGAGCCUGCCCCCUCGGAUGAAGCUGCCGUGCAGGACCCACCUGAGGAGCCAGAGCCUGCUAAAACGGGAGAAGGCACGGCACCACCACUACCGCCACCGGAGGAGGAGGAGAAAGAGGGCGCACCACCAUCUGCCACACCGGACGCCGCGCCAGACGCCCCGCCAGGGGAGUUAGAGAGCAAGGCCACGGAGCCCGAGGACCAGGCAGGCGCUGGAGAUGAGGCCACGGCCGAGGAACCUACGGAGGGCAAAACCGAGGAGGGGGGCGAGACCGCUACGCCUGCUGCCGAUGAGCCUGAACCCGAGCCCGAAGUCCCCACAACCUCACAGGACACAGACACAGACCCGGCCGCUGGGAACGAGCCUGAAGCCGAAGCCAAAGCCGAAACCAAAGCCCCUGACCCAGCUGCUGCUGCCAACGUCAAUGCCGCGGACGACGGACCCGCUGCAGCGCCGAAGGCAGAAGAAGAGGAAGAAGGAACCGCACCACCUGCCGCCGAGGAAACGGCUCCCUCUGAGCCUGAGCCUGAACCAGAGCCUACCUCUGCACCGGAGCCAGAGUCGGACCCAAAACCCGUGGAAGAGGCGGCGCCUCAGGCCAACGACGCUGUAGAUGGGGACGCCACUGAACCUACUACAGGCGACGCACCACCGACGACGACGACGACGGACUCUCCUGAGGAGAAGAAGGAGGAGGGCAAAGAGGACACCCCCGCGUCAGAAGAGGGAAAGGAGGCCGUAGAGACAGUUGCAGGGCCAGAAGCAGAAGCUAAGGCGACAGAGGAUGAGGUUGUGGAAACCGCGAGCGCUGACGCGGGAGACGAGGGCGCUGCUGCUGCUGAGGCUUCUGAAGCGCCUGUGGAAGCAGAAGCAGAAGCUGCGCAGGACGAGCCAAAGAAGGAUGAUGAUGGCGAUGGUGACGGCGACGCCUCUGCGCCUGCACCUGCGCCCGAAUCAGAAAAUAAACCCGAGCCUGAACCUGAGUCUCAGCCAGAGCCAGAGCCAGAGGCUACCACCCCCGACCCCGCAUCCCAAGAGCAAGAGCAAGAGCAAGGAACCGAGCCCGAACCCGAACCCGAAUCCACUGCACCCGCUCCAGAAGAAGACAAAACAGAAGCGCCAGAGCCCUCGAAAAGCGGCGCCUCAGACGACCCGGCUGACGCGCCGGCUGAUACGCCCGUUGAGCCUGCUGCGCCUCUGCCGGAGGGCGAGGGGGAGGAGGAGAAGUCUGUGCCUGAAGGCAGUGGAGAGGGGGAGGGGCAGCAAGCGGACGCGGACGCGGGCGCGGAUGCCGAUGCCGACGCACCGAAGAGUGAUGAGGCCGCCGCUGAUGAGAGCAAAGAAGGCGAUGCCGCUGAGACGAAAGACGAGGGGAAAUCUGGUGAUGGAGAGGGCGCUGCUGCUGCCGAGACUACUGCGGCUCCCGAAGCCAAACAAGGCGACGCACCCACAAGCACUGACACCAACACCGACGCCGAAACAAACGCCACUGAGAACACAGCAGCAGCAGAGGAGGCACCCAAACCCGACGACAGCGCCGCCGCCGCUUCCACAGAUGUAGACGCAGACCCAGCCAGCCCAGCCCCGUCGGCAUCGGCCUCAGAGCCCGUCAGCGAGGGCCCGUUCCCCACGGAUUUGGACUCGAUUGAUCCGGGGGAUGAUGCGUGCAGUAGUGAUGGGUCUGGCGAGGGUAGGGGCAAGGACGAGGGCAAGGAGGCUGCGCCUGCGGCGGCGGAAGAAGGCGAAGCUGAAGUAGGAAAGGCUGUGGAUAACGCGGAGGGCGCGGAGGCAGAUCCAGGAGCGGGAGAUAAAGCUGCUGAGGGCGCUGGUGCUGGUGCUGAUGCUGCUGAUACGCCGGCUGAGAAAGGAGAGAGUGCGGACGAGAAGUUGGAUGCUGAGGCCGAAGCCGAGGCCACGGCGCCAGAGACAAAGACUGAAGAUGCUACCACCGCAGCGGCUGCCGAAGAUGAAGCAGCUACAUCUUCUGAAGAGCCUAAAGACGAGCCCGCCGCGCCCGAACCCCCAAAAGACGAAGCACCCGCCACAGAAGACAAGAAGAGCGAAGAGCCCGCCGCCGCCGCCGGCGACGAGGCGGCCGGCACUGGUACUGGCGCCGACGAGCAGAAAGAGCCAGAGUCUUCAAGCGCAGAGAACGCCCAACCUACCACUGACGCGCCUGCCGAUGCAUCGCCACCACCUGCAACUGAAGACGAUGCGGCUAAAGACGAUGCAGAGGAAAAAGAAGAGGACUACACGGACGCGGACCGCCGCAUUGUCGAUGAGAUUAUGAACCCGCCACCGCCGCCACCGGCGCCCGCGGAGCAAGAAACAGAGACAGAGCCAGAGAAGGCAGCUGAUGCUGCGCCGGCUGCUGAAGGCGGUAAUGGCGAUGGCGCUGGCGAUGGCGCUGCUGAUGCUGCAAAGACGGCUGAAGGCGGCGAGGAAGGCAAGGGCGACGAUGUUGCUGCUGCUGAGGGGGCGGCCGAGGCCACUCCUCCGGCACAGGAAGAGGGCACUAGUGAGAAUGACGCGCCAGCUGAGGGCGGUAGUGCUGAUGCUGGUGCUGCUGAAGGUGAUGGUGACGGUGAAGCCGGCAAGGGUGGAGACGGCGAGGUGCCGAAAGAGGGUGAUGGUGAUGGCGGUGGUGACGCGUCUGCACCAGCCGAGUCUGGUGACUCUAAUGAGGGGGGCGAUGCUCCUGAGAAGACGGGAGAUGGGUCCGGUGACGCUGGGAAGGAGGACGAUGGAGGGGAGGGGAAUUCGAGGGCUGAUGAAGAGCUUAAGGCUGAGGAAGAGGCUAAGACGGAUGAGGAGGGUAAAGGUGAUGCGGAGACCAAGGGUGAUGACGCCCCUAAAGAAGAUGAGGCUCCUAAGGAGGAUGGUGACGCCCCCAAAGAAGACGAAACCCCCAAGCCGGAAGAAGGCGGUGCUCAAGGAGAACCAGCACCCUCCGACGCAGCAGCACCGGAGGGCGAAGCCAACGCCAAAGAUAACGACGAAGAAAAAGAUACGGCUGACACUGCGGCUGCAUCAGGCGAAGAAGGAGCUAAAGGCGAAGAAAAAGCAGAAGCAGAGCCCGAGAAAGCGGCAGAAGACGCAGCACCAGCCAACGCGGACGAGCAGGCGGAACCAGCAGAAGAUGGCGAGAAGACGAGUGACGAGCCUGCUGUCACUACUGCUGCUGCUAAUAGUGAUGCUGCUGCCGCACCCGCAGAGGCCAAGCCCGAAACCGAAGCAGAAGAUAAGUCCUCGGAUGCGCCUGCAGAGGGAGAAGCAGCAGCAGCCACUGAUGCUGCUGCCGCCGAUGAGCCCACCGACGCCGCGGCGCAAGAAGCCGCUAAGCCCGCGGACGAGGCAAGCAAAGACGAGUCUAGCAAUGCAGUCGAGGAAGCAGCCAAAGAAGAAGCAACGGACGGCGAAACAGCAGCGCCUGCUGCCAACGUCGACGAAGAACCCGCGCCCGCACCCGCACCUGACGACGCUCCCGUCACUGAUCUCUGCCCGCCAGCAGAAGAAGGAGAAGAAAAACAAGCAAACGAUGCCGAGAAGGCCGCACCAGCAGAAGAAGACGGAGAAAGCCCCGCCGAAGCUGUUUCCCCCUCGACUAGCGCAGAACCUGCAGAACCCGCAGAACCGGGGGGCGCACCCACAGGCACAGCCAUGUCUACCCCCCCAGCCGCUGCUCCCGCUAGCGACGUUCCUGCUGCUACUGCUCCUACUGACGCUGCGGGUGCUGCGGAUCCUGCCGCUGCUGCUGCAGCUACUACUGCUACUGCUGCGGACGCUGCCGCUGCUGCUGAGGCUAGCGCAGGAGGUGAUGACGGCGCUGACGGCGGGGUUGGCGGUGCGGGUUGUGUGGGGGGUGCUGCAGAGGGGGGUGCUGCCGUAGAUGAAGCUGCGCCAGCAGAGGACGCUGUGCCAGCAGAAGAUGCUGCCGCAUCAGCACCACCACCCUCAGUCCAAGGCAAAGACAAAGACAGAGCCACAGAACGCCCCCGCCACGAGCGCCACCACUCCCACAGCUCAAACGGCACGUACCUCGUGCGGCCACGGCGGGGCAGCUUGCUCCCCGCGUCUAGCAAGGCCGAGGAACAAAAAACACGGGAUUCGGACCGCGAGCGCGAGAAGCGGCAUUCUCGACGCAGCAAGCACAGCAGUGGACGCGAGAAAGACAAAGACAGAGACAGAGACAGAGACCGCGAGCGCGAGAAGGAAAGGCCGCCGGGGCUGCUGCGGCGCAUGUCGCACGCGCUGAGCGAGAGCCGGGACAACAAGGACAAGGACAAAGACAGCGAGAAGAAGCACCGCACGCGCGGCGGCAUCCCAGGUCCAGAAGAAACACCGUCUGAGCACGAAACCCGCCGACGCAUACGGCACGAAGCGCGCGCGCGCGCCGCGGAAGAAGAAGGCCGUCGGCAGGCCCAAGUCGCAGAGCAGAUUGGGCGAGAAGACGCCGAGCGGCGGCGGCGAGUGCGACACGACGACGACGAGGCCGCGCGCCGCGAGCGCGAGGACCUGGAGCGCAAGCGCCGGCAUGAGGAGCGCAGGGCUGCGCGGCGGGAGGAGGUAAGGCGGAAGGCGGAGGAGGAGGAGGCGAGGCGGAUUGAGCGUGAGAGUAGGGCGGUUGAGGCGGAGUUGGCUAGACGGGAGGAGGAGGAGAAGAAGGUGAGAAGGGAGCGGAGGCGGAGGGAACGAGAGGAACGGGAGAGGCAGGAGGAAGAGGAAGAGAGGGCGAGGAUGCUGGUGCAGGAGGAGGAGAGGGUGGAGAGGGCUGCUGUGCGUGUGGAGGAAGAGGAGGGGGAGCGCAGGCGCGAACGCAGGCGCCUGCGGCAUGAAGCUAAGAAGGCAGCGGCAGCAGCAGAGCAAGAAAAAGACACAUCCACGCCCCUCCCUUCGCCUUCUUCGCCUUCUUCCCCUACCGCCCCCCGCGACCACCUCCGCAGACGCAACACAGCCGCGUCCACGUCCACGGACGCGAACACGAACACAAACAAGCGCGCCAGCAUCGCCUCCCUCCUCUUCACUCGCUCGAAUACCACGCCUGUUUUCCCACUUCCGGCCCAUCAAAGCCCUGUCGAGCAGGACUCGUCGGGCCCCGAGCGCAGUGUGGGGAGUCGGCGUCGGCGGCGGCGUGAGCAUGAUCACGACCGUGAACGCGAGCGCGAGCGCAGAGACAGCGACGCCACUGCCCGCAGUGCUGGUACUGGUGCUGGAAGCGUUCAUCGGCGGCAUCAUCGGCACCACUAUCAUCACUACCCUCAGGACCAGCGUGACGACGACAUGAUGGGGCCGGGGAGCCCGGUACUCGAGCUAAGGCGGCAGGGGGGGUUUGCUGUCGAGGCUGAGGAUGAAGAGGUGCAGGAGCGGGUGCCGGAGGCGUUGCGGAGAAGGGAGAGCGUGAGCGUGGGUGUGAGUGCGAGGGGCAGUGGUGGGAGUGGGAGUGUAGAGGGGUAUGAAGAGGCGAGGAGGCGGCAUCGGCAGAGGGGUGAGGGUGAAGGGGAGAGUGAGCGCCGGUAUCAUCGCUAUCAUCAACAACGUGGGGAUAUGGAAAGGGAGAAGCGUGAUCGCGAUAGGGACAGGGAUAGGGAGCGCGAGUACCGCGAUCGUGACCGCGAAAGAGAGCUUCGUCGCCGCGACGGCGACCGCGAGCGCGCCAGAACAGCAGACGCUGACGCAGACGCAGAAGAAGCAGAAGCAGAAGCAGAAGCAGAAGCAGACCACGAACGCAUCAGCGACCGCGUGAUCCGCGAGGCGAGGGAGCGCGAGCAGCGACGAGAGCGCUACGAGCAGCGCGAACAGCGUGAACGCGAGCGUCGCCGUCUCGAGCGCGAGAGGGAGCGCGAGCGCACGCGCAGCGAGCGCCAUGAGCAUGAGAGGGAGCUGCAUAUGCUGGCGGGGGAGGGUGGGCCGAGGGGGAGAGAUGAGAGAGAACGGGAGAGGGAGAGGGAGAGGGAGAGGGAGAAGGGGUUUUGGGGGGGUUUGAAGAGGGCGAUUGUUAGUUAGUUUGGGUGGUUUGGUGGGGAGGGAGUGUAUUGCUAAUGAUUGUUGGUGUGGUGUGCUGUGAGGCUGUUUUUUUUUGCUUGGUUUGGCGUUUUCUGCUCGAGGGUGGUUUGGUUUGGUUUCUUGUUUGGUGUUGGGCUGGUUGGUUGGUGGGCGUUGUAUAUUGCUUGGAGGGAGGAGAGGGUAAUUUGUUAGGUAUGGUACCUAUGGUAGACAGUUGGACGUGGAGGGGCUUUAUGUGUUUGGCAUAACUAGUUGGUUAGGUACAUACAGACUGCAUUAUACGAAAUUUUUAUUUCUGCUCCUUCUAUAUUUUGUAUAGGGAACAUGAGACAUGC